AAUCGAAGUCAAAAGCCAAAACACAAAUUCUCAAACAAGAAUAACUGAAAAACAAUAAUAAUAUUUACGCAAUUUCAUUGUGUUUUGUGGGUCAAUCGAAGUGUUUUUGUUUUUACAAAAUAAUCACCAAAUAAAAGCAAAUCUUAAAAAUCUACCUUUAAAGUGAUAUGGUGGAAAGACAACCACCCUUGCGGCGUCGAAACGCUUGUAUAAUUGUCCUUGGUGACAUUGGACGCAGUCCACGCAUGGAAUACCAUGCCAGUAGUCUCCUAGACGAAGGCUAUAACGUAGACAUAAUUGGUUAUGUCGAAACAAAACCUAUUGAUGCAUUACUACAAUCAGGACCAAAGUGUAAAAUCAACGAAUUAACAUCUGUGCCCGAUACCAAUCUUACCCCCAAACUCAAAUAUAUUUUCAAGACAAUUUGGCAAACACUUAGUUUGUUAAUUGCCCUUGUCUCAAUACGAAGACCAAAUUUCCUAUUAGUCCAAAAUCCACCUGCGAUACCAACAUUAGUCGUGUGCUACUUGUAUUGUACAAUUACUCGCACCAAAUUAAUAAUCGAUUGGCACAACUUUUCGUACAGCAUUCUUGCUUUGACUGCUGGUGAACAAAGUUUUAUUGUGAAGCUUGGAAAAUGGAUUGAACACCGGUUUGGGGCCAAGGCAAAUGCGCAUUUCUGUGUGACCAAAGCAAUGCAGGAGGAUCUCAAAUUAAACUGGAAAAUCAGCCAAGCAGUUGUUCUCUAUGACCGUCCGCCUUCUCAAUUCCAUCCAAUUGAAUUAAGUAAGAAACACGAACUGUUUAUGAAAUUGUCCAAAGAUUAUCCACAGUUUCUACCAAAAAACUGUUCGGAUUUUAAGGAAAAUGGAGUUAUUGAAUCUACCGCACUCACUCAAAAAUUCAGCAAUGGUACAGUCCUCUACAAAAAUAAUCGUACAGCAAUUUUAAUAUCGAGUACUAGUUGGACACCAGAUGAAGAUUUUGGAAUACUAUUGAGGGCACUGGAAGAAUAUGAGGUUACAGCUACAGAAAAUCCUAGUUUAUAUCCGGAACUAUUGUGCAUAAUAACUGGCAAAGGGCCACAGAAACAUAAGUACAUAGAAAAAAUAAACGAAUUAAAAUGGACAAAAGUUUCCAUAAUAACACCAUGGCUUGAAACUGAAGACUAUCCAACAGCUGUUGCGUCAGCAGAUUUGGGUGUUUGUUUGCAUUGGAGUUCAUCGGGUUUGGAUUUGCCAAUGAAAGUUGUAGAUAUGUUUGGAUGUGGUUUACCAGUUUGUGCGAUAAAUUUUAAAUGUUUGAACGAAUUAGUGAUCCAUGGUCAGAAUGGAUUUAUUUUUGAUAAUCACCGUGAAUUAGCAGAUCAAUUAAAAUUUUGGUUUGAAAACUUCCCAAGCAACCCAAGUUUAUUAGAAUCGAAGGAAACCUUCAGAAGAAAUUUACAAGAUUUUCAAUCACUUCGAUGGCGUGAAAACUGGAGGCUAAAUGCUUUACCCGUUUUUAACUCAUUUACAUGAACUGUUUUUAAAUAUGUUUAACCCAAUGUUUUUUUAAGGAAAUGUUUUAAAUUAAAAAAAAAAAACACUCACACACCAAAACAAAGGGUACAUCAGUAUGACUGAGUAGAAUGAGAAUUCAAAUAGAGAAAAUGAAAUGCAAAUAAAUAUAUUUUAUACCUUAGUUAUCUAAAA
Molecule: messenger RNA, 1694 nt
Organism: Eupeodes corollae
Lineage: Eukaryota; Metazoa; Arthropoda; Insecta; Diptera; Syrphidae
Gene: Alg1
Product: chitobiosyldiphosphodolichol beta-mannosyltransferase
Exons: 4
Coding region: 168-1520 (450 amino acids)
Cellular component (GO): endoplasmic reticulum
Molecular function (GO): mannosyltransferase activity
Source: RefSeq, a predicted model, not a curated record